Messenger RNA from Alternaria postmessia, 1113 nucleotides. RefSeq lists its product as uncharacterized. The coding region runs from base 1 to 1113 and encodes 370 amino acids. NCBI's taxonomy places the organism in Eukaryota, Fungi, Ascomycota, Dothideomycetes, Pleosporales, Pleosporaceae. Gene Ontology annotation, molecular function: protein binding. Gene Ontology annotation, cellular component: intracellular anatomical structure. The record is from RefSeq and is a predicted model, not a curated record. The transcript has 2 exons.
AUGAUAAAGCGGCCAACCAGCGAGUCAUACUAUAACCUUGGUACCUAUGAAAGGAAGAUCAGCACGCAGAAUUCGGAUGCCCAGGAAUGGUUCAAUCGCGGACUGAACUGGACAUACGCCUUCAACCACGAAGAAGCAUGUUACUGCUUCCGCCAAGCCAUUGCCCACGAUCCAGAGUGUGCAAUGGCCCACUGGGGUCUUGCAUUCGCCGCGGGCCCCAACUACAACAAAAGCUGGGCAGUGUUCAGUACUGAAGACCUCAAGAAGGUGGUCACCCAAUGCAACUCCGACGCACAGGUAGCUCUGGAGAAGUCAUCAAUGGCAACACCAAUGGAGAAAGCGGUCAUCCAGGCACUACAAAAACGCUACUCGAUCGAGGAAGUGACGACCAACUUUCCCAAGUCAAACAAGGCUUACGCUGAAGCGAUGAGGGAGGUGUAUCGUGAGUUCGGUCACCACGAUCUAGACAUCACCACGCUCUUUGCCGAUGCGCUCAUGACAUGGACUCCAAGAGACUUCUUUGACAAGAAGACAGGAAAGCCUGUUGCAUCGUCGUCUGUGCUCGAGGUCAAGGGGGUUUUGGAAACUGGUCUGGAGCAUGCCGAAGUUUCUCGCCAUCCAGGUGUUCCGCACAUGUACAUCCAUCUUAUGGAGAUGUCAGACACGCCAGAGAAAGCACUCGUAGCCGCUGACAUCAUCCGUAAUUUGGUUCCAGACGCUGGUCAUAUGUCGCAUAUGCCUUGCCAUAUCGAUGUCCUCGUGGGUGAGUACCGUCGCGCGAUGCUGUAUAACCACAAAGCGACUGUCGCCGACGAUAAUUUCUUUGUCAAGCAAGGUGGUCUGAAUUUCUGCAGUUUCUACAGGCUCCACAACUAUCAUUCCUUGAUCUAUGCGGCGAUGUUGGUAGGUCAGUCCCAGGUCGCUUUAGAGUCCUGCGACCGCAUGGAAGCAACGAUUACAGAAGAGAUGUUGAGAGUCAAAUCGCCACCUAUGGCCGAUUGGCUGGAGUUCUUCCUGGCUGUCAGAGUCCAUGUUCUGAUUCGAUUUGGGAGAUGGGACGAGCUCAAGAAGCUGCAGAUACCAGAGGAUAACAGCGUUCCCAUCGUACAGUAG